Molecule: messenger RNA, 573 nt
Organism: Aspergillus ibericus CBS 121593
Lineage: Eukaryota; Fungi; Ascomycota; Eurotiomycetes; Eurotiales; Aspergillaceae
Product: AAA-ATPase Vps4-associated 1 family protein
Exons: 4
Coding region: 1-573 (190 amino acids)
Biological process (GO): vacuolar transport
Cellular component (GO): endosome
Source: RefSeq, a predicted model, not a curated record
AUGUCAACGACCCUCCAAAACAUCUGGCACCUACGCCGGGUCGCAGAUACCGCCGCCAAAGCAUGCCACAUCUGCUAUAAACCCUCGAGUAGUGUUCUAAUCACUCCUGAUAAUCGGGACUUCUUCUACGUCUGUCCUUCUCAUCUCACAGAUCGCCAUUUCUGUUCGCCGAUUGUGGAUACAGAGGCUGUGGCGGCCAAGGCGAAGGAGGAGGCCAUGGCGCGGGAGAUUGAGAUGGUGAAGAGAGAGUAUGAGGAGAAGCAGAAGAGGAAGAAGAAUGCUGAGAAGGAGAAGGAGAAGAAGGAGAAAGAUAAGAAAGAUGGGGAUGAUCAGGAUGGUACGAAAAAGGGGGAUGGGGAGGAUAAGGCGAUGGAGAAGGAGCGGGAUGAUAAGAUUGAGGAUAUUAAGAAAUCAGGCACGUCGUCGGAUGACGGACCGAGGGUUUUUGCGUUGCAUAAGAACUUUUAUCAAAUGCGCAUCGACCGGAUGCGCAAUGCUGAGAUCGCAAAACGGAAUCGUCAGCGUCUACAGGAUCCUUCUCUGUUCCCGUCUGUUCCGACGGGCGGAUUAUGA